AUGACGCGUUUUCAGUUUGGAGGAAUUAGUGAGUCUGUAUUAAGAAGUCCAUCAUAUACGAAAUAUGUUAAAGAUAUAGAUGAAACAAUGUUAAAAUCACCGAAGCCGAGAAAAAUAACAACAGCGAAUCGUUUAUCGUCAAAUAAUAAAGAGAAUAAUGAUCCUGCUGUCGUUAAACAUCCGUAUUCGUUAGAUCAUUCAGAUGAAUAUGAAUUGAAUGAGGGUAAUAAUCAAAAUGUUUUGGUUACAGAAGAGCAACCAUCACAAGAAAACGUCACAACAGAAGAAUUAAGUAGCAAACGUAAACGAAGUCAAACAGCGAAAAGAGCACAAUUAAAAAUAAAAAACUAA
Molecule: messenger RNA, 351 nt
Organism: Didymodactylos carnosus
Lineage: Eukaryota; Metazoa; Rotifera; Eurotatoria; Philodinida; Philodinidae
Source: the annotation of a GenBank genome assembly